GAUUCAGCCUCCAGCUCCUCCUCUGAUGCAUCGUUUGCAUCAGUACUUGGGAACACUUGUGCGCGCUGCUGCUGCACCUCCCCACAGCGCAUUCACGGACUCCACUUUGCCAGGUGAUGACAGACAAGCGCUCAAGACUGAAAAUGAUACGUUUUUAAUACGCCUGAAGUCGGAAUCAACGUAGAAUGGAGACGCGCCUCGGCCACUGCCUUUUUAUGAUUUUCUCUGAGUGGAUUUGGCUCUUGACCACAACUUCCAUCCUGGGCGGAACAAACGCGGAGGUAAGGUGCAUUCCCUCGUGCCAGCUACCGCUCAUCGCAGCAUUUCCCCGGGAACUCUCGGAGCUGGAUUUGUCUAAUUUUGGCGACGCACCAGCUGAAGAAUUUGUUGGAUUUAACGAGGGGUCACCCGGAGCUGGCUUGGACGAGAAGCACAACGUUGCGGAAUUAAAGGCGAGCGAAGAAAGUUCGCACAAAGUACAGCCGCGGUCACGGGAGAAUGACACAAAUUGUCUGCAGAAGGACGCCGUGAGCGGUCACCAAAAACUUUCCCACCCCGAAGUGUUUUCUCAAAGUGCUUCUGACCCGUCUUCCAGUAACAAAACCGAGAAUGGCACCGGUGAUGGAAACGAUGUGGCGCUAAACGAGGACGGGAAUGUGGCCAGUUGGAGACGAACGCGAGGUGCGAGGAGCGCAGAGACUUGGUCCGGAUUCAGACCCGAGGGCGGGGAGGACGCUUCGGCUUCGGACCAGGAGGAGUUUCAGCUCACAAGUUCGACAUUUGCACUCACCGAGGACACGGCUCACAACCAGGCGAUGGUGCACUGGUCCGGACAGAACAGCAGCGUGAUUCUCAUGCUGACAAAAUACUACGACUUCAACUCUGGCAGAGUAACUGAGAGUUCUUUAUGGAGGUCAACUGAUUAUGGGACCACGUAUGAAAAACUUAAUGAGAAAGUCGGGACAAAAACCAUUCUGAGCUACCUGUAUGUGAGUCCAAACAACAAAAGGAAGAUCAUGUUACUGACCGACCCAGAGGUGGAGAGCAGCCUGCUCAUUAGCCUUGACGAGGGGGCGUCCUAUCAGAAACACAGCUUAGCCUUUGAUAUCCUCAGCCUGCUUUUUCACCCUGAGCAGGAGGACUGGAUCUUGGCUUACAGCCAUGACCAAAAGCUUUACGUCUCCGUCGAGUUUGGAAGGAGGUGGCAGCUCGUGCACGACGGCGUCGUCCCCAACAGAUUCUACUGGUCCAGACUGGGUUUGGACAAAGAGCAAGGAAUGAUUCACCUGGAGAUCAGCGUGUCUGACGGACGGUCACAGUACAUAACUUGUAAACUUCAGAAUUGCUCUGAUGGAAACAAGGGCAAGCCUUUCCCUGGAUUUAUCAUCCCUAAUUCCCUUGUGGUUCAGGAUGAAUACGUUUUCAUCCAGGUGCCAGUAGGUGGCCAGUCUGUCCAUUAUGUGUCCUAUAAAAGAAGUGCUUUCUACCCGAUGAAGCUUCCCAAGUACACUCUACCAAAGGACUUGCAGAUAAUCAGCACUGAUGACAACCAGGUGGUGGCAGCGAUUCAGGACUGGCACCAGAAUGACUCCUACAACCUGUACAUGUCUGAGUCCAGAGGGUUGUUCUUCACCCUGAUGCUGGAGGAAGUUGUGAGCAGUGGAGGGCCAGAGGGCAACAUCAUGAUAGACCUUUAUGAGGUUGCCGGGAUUAAAGGGGUGUUCCUGUCAAAUAAAGUUGUUGAGAACCAAGUGAAAACUUAUAUCACGUACAACAAGGGGAGAGACUGGCGUCUUCUUCAGGCUCCAACAACCGAUCUCCAGGGAAACAAGGUCUAUUGUGAACAACCUUACUGCUCGCUGCAUCUACACCUCCAUGUAUCGGAGAAUCCUUACACCUCGGGAAACAUUGUCAGCAAAGAUUCAGCUCCAGGAAUUAUAAUAGCGUCAGGUGUGGUUGGACCGGAGCUCACCAAUACUAAUGUCAGCGUCUUCAUCACGUCGGAUGCUGGCAACACCUGGAGAGAGGUUUUUCAGGAAGAGUACAGUGUGUUUUUCCUGAAUCAAGGAGGAUCUCUGGUGGCCAUCCGACACACACCUCUGCCAAUUAGACACAUUUGGCUGAGUUUUGAUGAGGGCAGAAACUGGGACAAAUAUAGCUUCACCUUCUCUCCUCUCUAUGUUGAUGGGGUGCUGGGGGAGCCUGGAGAGGACACCCUCAUAAUGACAAUAUUUGGUCAUUUCAGUCAUCGAUCUGAGUGGCAGCUCGUCAAGAUCGACUUCCGGUCCAUUUUCCAACAACGGUGUACAUCUGAGGAUUAUCUCACAUGGCAGCUACACAAUGAGGGUGAAGUGUGCAUCAUGGGAAUGAAGAGAAUCUUCCAAAAUCUGAAAGCAAACGUUCGAUGUGUCAAGGCCAGAGAUCAGUAUAUUUCCCAGAUGUCAGACUCCUGCCCUUGCACAGAGGCAGAUUUUGAGUGUGACUACGGGUUUGAGAGGCAGACUGACGGGAGCUGCACUCCAGCUUUUUGGUUCGUUCCUUCAGCUACAUCCAGAGACUGCAUCACAGGAGACAGCUUCCUCAACACCACAGGAUAUCGCAGGGCUCUGUCAAACAACUGCACUGAAGGAAGCCUGUUGAAGUACAGCCCCAGGCGGCAAAAGUGUCCCAGUCAGCCUCCCAGGGGCCUCCAGCUCUUCACCAGUGAGGGAACUCUGGUGGCAACGUUGGGGAGGAAUGUCACCUUCUUGGUCUUUCUGGAGGAGGGUCUUGGCUCCACGACAAGCAUAACGGUGGACUUCGGUGAUGGAACUGCUAUAUCGUACGUUAACAUAAGCUCCAUCGAUGACGGGGUCAAGCAUAUCUACAGCAAAGUCGGCAUCUACCAAGUUUCAGCUACAGCGAGCAACAAUCUGGGCCUCGACAGGGUCACACUUUACCUCCACGUCUCCUGUCAGCUCGAGCAGGUCCAGCUUUCGGCUCCGUCAGUAGUCGUCAAGAACAAAGCAGUGAACCUCACAACAGUGCUGCGGCCCAGUACUGUCGGAACAGUCACUUAUUACUGGUGGUUUGAUAACAAAACAGAGCCUGUCGUGACCCUCGAUGGAGCAAUUUCCUUCACCUUCUCCAAAGAGGGAAGUCACACCGUCACGGUUCAAGCUUCAGUUGGCAGCACCGUCCAUCAGGACCAAAUGAGGGUGGCAGUUUAUGAUUAUUUCCGGUCACACGUCUUGGCCUUUUCUUCUAAUUUGGACGAGCUGAACCCCGGGGUGUCCGAGUGGAGAGAGGACAUUGGCAGAGUUGUGAAGAGCUGCAUGGUUCAGGUCACAGGAAUCAGUGAGGAUCAACUCUUAGUCACAGUGCUCCCAGGUUUACCAACCACAGCAGAGAUCUUCAUCGUACCCGAGAAGAGGGCCAGAGACAGAGCGACGGAUGAAAAGUGGGCGCACCUGGAUCAGCUCUCUCAGGUUCUGCUAAGUGCUCUGAACCAAGACCUCAUCCAGUUCACACUCAGACCGGGGGUGCAGGUGAACGUGUACGCCACGAGACUGUCGCCAGCUCCUCUCGUGGACAGCAGCGACAGUGGACACAGCGGCACUGCAGUCAUCAUGCUCGUGUCCGUCGUGCUGAUGGGCUUGGCCGUCUUUGUAAUAUAUAAAUUUAAAAGGAAGAUCCCGGGCAUGAACACGUACACAGCGGAGCAGCCUGAUAAAGAACAAGAGGUCAUCCCGACAGUGACCUCCAUAGCCGUCCCAAACCCUGAAGGGGACAAGCUGACCUCACUGGAGCAUGUGGACGUACAGCUGGACUCAAAAAGCAGAGGCUACCUGCCAUCUCACACAGACAUCAAGCUCUCUGAUGAAGCGCCCCAUGUGUUUUAAUGUUGAGAGUCUAUGACCGACUCGAAAGCAAUACAUCUUCUUUGGCAGUUACUUCCAGCAAGCUAUGAAACCACGGUCACAAUGAAUGGUCUCGAGUGUUUUGCUACCCAUGCAUGGAUGGACCACUUCACACUGUGCUGCCUAAUCCCUCUGAGGAGACUGUACAGAUUUAUACUUGCUUCUUGAAAAGGAACAAUUUUUGACUGAAAUACUUGUAUUUUUGCAAGGACAUUGAUCUUUUUAUGUAAAUAAUGUACAUCCAUAAUGGAAGAAGUAAAAGUUAUUUGUCUCGGCUGGUUACAGCUGCGUCUGCUCAAAUAUGAAAAUAUCGAACGGCAGUGCGGGAAUGAUGUGUAAUAAUAUGUCAAAAAUAUCCUCCUAUUUCUGUUUAUUGGACUUGUGUUUGUGAAGUUUACUUUAACUAUGUGGAAAUAGCUUAUCUGAGUAAGACAGUGAGGGAAGCAGAUUCAUUAAGCUCUGUACAAUCAGUAAAUCUUAUCACCAGAUUCUCAUCAAAUGAAAGCUUGCAAUAUCCAGGAGAUGAAGGAGGGCUCCUAGUCCCAGAUCUGUGUAUUCCAUCAAGCCUGUCUCUCUGCCGCUCAAAAUCUUAUAUAUGUCAUAACAAGAACAGAAGAUUAUAGUCGAUAGGUGUGCACAGUAGAUGAGAAUCUGGGCGAUCUCUGUUGUUUUGGGGUUUCAAAUAAGUAAUUCUAGUGACACUGAAGGACUCAGAUUGAAUACUAAUUCAGAAAUGUUAAAUCACUUAAGACAAAUUACACACAAAUGAUCUGACAAGUCGAAAUCAUUCACAUGGACUGUAAUUGCAGCAGCGAUCUUAUAUUUGACUGUCGUGUUUGUUAAACAAGGCAAUGGCUUUUAAACUCGUGCUUCAUGUUUAUUUCUUGUACAUUCUGGUUUUUAUAAGAAGAGCAAAAUGUAAAUGUUCUGAGUAAUUACUGUGUUGACGACUAAGAAGCUCCAGUGCAGCAACACACUUGUGGGG
Messenger RNA from Acanthochromis polyacanthus (spiny chromis), 4884 nucleotides. Its product is annotated as VPS10 domain-containing receptor SorCS1-like. Gene Ontology annotation, cellular component: Golgi apparatus; membrane. The coding region runs from base 186 to 3881 and encodes 1231 amino acids. The transcript is spliced from 27 exons. Gene Ontology annotation, biological process: post-Golgi vesicle-mediated transport. Lineage: Eukaryota; Metazoa; Chordata; Actinopteri; Pomacentridae. Gene Ontology annotation, molecular function: protein binding. The record is from RefSeq and is a predicted model, not a curated record.